UCGUGUCGUGCACACCGUGUAACUUUAUUUGACUAUCUUCUCAACGCACUUUAUUUCAACUUUUGUUGCCCAUUACAAGAUAAUACUUCUCUUCAAUCCCCUCCCACACUCAAACUAAUUAGAGGCUCUGAUUGAAACCAUCAUUAUGAUAUUUUUGCGAACUAAAACACCAGAUAUUUGUGCCUAUGUAAAAGAAAGAAAUGCACGUCAAGCUAGCUAAGGGGAUAAGCAUGUAGUGCCUUUUGAUGCUUACCAAGCCUUUAUGGCAAAAGGGUUUGGAAUAAGAAGGGAAAAAAAAUUGCUGUAGAGAAUGGUGGUGUGCUUAGAAUCGAAGCUGAAAAGGGAAAAUGGAUGCAGAUUACCACAAACACACGUUAUUGAACCUCAUUGAAGGAAUUGUAUAUUCAACAGAAGUUAUGGACAGGAACGACAACUUCACAAUACCAAACUUCGAGACCGAAGCCAUGGACUCCUCACAGACAUGCUCAACUCCUAGGAGGAAGAAGAAGAGUAACAACAACAUGAACAAAAGAAGGCUCAGUGACGAACAAAUCAGAUCACUGGAGACCAUAUUUUAUUCAACAGAUUCAAGGCUGGAUUCGAGGAAGAAGGUCCAGCUAGCAACUGAGUUGGGACUGCAACCUCGCCAGAUUGCUAUAUGGUUUCAGAAUAGAAGAGCAAGAUGGAAGUCCAAGGAGAUGGAGAACAAUUUCAGGAGCCUCAAAGCUAUCUAUGAUAAUCUAGAAUCUCAGUUUAAAACUUUACAGGAAGAGAACAACUCCAUGCUCUCACAGUGGCAUUUGAAACAGUUGCAGAAGCUAAACGUGCUUCUUCAAGGACCUUGUGUUGGCAAUUAUUCGAACGAUAUUAGCAGAACCACUCGUGAAACUCAAGAAAGGCCAAAAAGCUUUCAAGAUGAAUUGGAACUGAGUGUGGUCACGUAUAUGAACAAUAAUUAUAACACAAACAAGAAGUGUAUAGCAAACGGAGAAGGCAAAAGCGACGACAUAAGCCAUGUCGAGGAGCAAGCAUGUCAACUUUUGAACCUGAAUGGAUUGUUUGAAUCAACUUCUGAGAAAUUGUGCAGUUUUAGUUUUGACUCAGAUGGUGAUUUCUUCGAAUAUCAGUCAUGUAGCAGCAGUGUGCAGGGGCCAAAUUUCUGGGGAUGAUAGGUAUCCAGAGUCAAAAAAAAAUAUUAGCCCCUAAAUCUGAUGAGUAAGGCUGCCAAAGUGAACUAAAGAUUAGCUCCCAAAUACUGGAUUAUAACUACUAACUGGAAGAUAACCAUUUAGACACGACUGUCCGAGGAACUGUCAGCUGCUAGUUGCUUUGUAGUAAUUUCUUGAGUGAAUAAAAUCCCAGUUACAGAUUUGAAAAGUAUUAUUCAUUUGUCUUUAUGCAAUUACAAAAGAACAGAUAUUUGUAGAAGUUCAAAUAAACAAUGCAGACGGAUCAAUUCCUACUGAGCUUUUGAAGGCGAUA
Molecule: messenger RNA, 1482 nt
Organism: Benincasa hispida (wax gourd)
Lineage: Eukaryota; Viridiplantae; Streptophyta; Magnoliopsida; Cucurbitales; Cucurbitaceae
Source: RefSeq, a predicted model, not a curated record